AUGCCGAGAGAUGAUGCUCACACUUCAACUGCUGAAGACGACUCCCUGAUUAGGACAAGUGAGACAUAUGAUAGAGACAUAGCCGUUGAUGAUGUUAGUAGAACCGGAGUAAAGAGGAUGUGUCCGCUGAAUGACUUAGUAGGAUAUCAUGUCACUGAUAACCAUGUCUUUGACAUUAUGCAUGACAUUCUUGAGGGGGUUGGCCUAACAGAGGUAAAACUGGUCUUGAAGGCGAUCAUCACUGAAGGUGUGCUCACUCUCGAUGUGAUCAACGACCGAAUAGUGUCAUUUGAUUAUGGAUUUCCUGAGUCGUCAAACAAACCCUCUGUGAUAACUGAGCAAAGCCUGAAUCGUUCAACUUCUGCAACUGGUCAAAAAGCAGAGCAGGCCUAUUUUCUAAUCAGGCAUCUCCUGAUUCUCAUUGGCGACCUUGUUCCUGAAGAUACAUGUAAUGAUCACCUGCAAGUCAUACGUCUCCUGCUUUCCUGCAUGGACAUCAUCUUUGCCCCAAAAGUGAGUGAAGAAGAGACCUACUACCUCCAGCGACUAAUUCAAGAACACCAUGACCAUUUCCUCACAACCUUCCCAGACAAUCACCUCCUUCCAAAGCACCAUCAUAUGUUACAUUACCCUGCAGUAAUCCGAGCCAUUGGACCUCUUAAACACUUUUCAUCAAUGCGAUUUGAGGGAAAACAUGCAUUCUUCAAGCAAGUUGCCCAAGUUACCUGCAACUUUAAAAAUAUUUGUAAAACCAUGGCCAGACGCCAUCAGAUGACGUUGUCUGAUGCCCUCAUGAGGAAGGAGCUUUUCGAGUUCAAGCCAUUGGAAAGUGGGAAGGGUUUGCUCCAGCCCCUGGAUCACUUUGAGCCCCAUCACAGUCUAAUAGCAGAGGCAAUUGGCUGUCCUGUUGACUCUGAAGUCUUUUCUGCUAAAUUCGCUAGGUACCAUGGCAUAGAGUACAGAGCCAACGAGAUGGUUUCUGUGGACUGUGAUAAGGAAUCAGGAAAUCCUCUCUAUGGAAAAAUAGAGCAGGUAUUCAUUGAUGACCAGACUCUAGUAUAUUUGUUGAUUCAAGUCUGGGAAACCCUGUGGUUUGAAGACAGAUAUCAUGCCUAUGCUGUUCGGGAAGGAGACGAAUUUCUGUGCAUCACAGUCAAUGAAUUGCUUGACCAUCACCCCUUUCACCUCAUCAAGUCGUUUGAUGAACAUGACAGUUUGCGUUACAUUGUUCCGAGGCAUAGAUAA
Molecule: messenger RNA, 1245 nt
Organism: Lineus longissimus
Lineage: Eukaryota; Metazoa; Nemertea; Pilidiophora; Heteronemertea; Lineidae
Exons: 1
Coding region: 1-1245 (414 amino acids)
Source: RefSeq, a predicted model, not a curated record